GUGAAUUCAGUGGAAUGAUGUGCACUGUCUGCCUUCUCUAGGAAUACCAGCUGAUGUACGGAAUGCUGUUCUCCAUCCGAUCCUUUGUCAACAAGAUGUCUCCUGUCGAUUUUCGAGAUGGCUUCCUGUCCUUUCAGACAAGCAAAUACAAGCUGCAUUAUUACGAGACCGCGACGGGCAUCAAGAUUGUCAUGAACACUGACCUCGGGGUCGGGAACAUCCGAGACGUUCUCAGUCAGAUCUACAGCACGAUCCUUGUUGAGUUUGUGGUGAAGAACCCCCUGUGCAGUAUGAACGAGCCCAUUCAGAGCGAACUGUUCCGUACCAAACUGGACAGUUUUGUGCGUGGUCUGCCCUUUUUCUCCGCGCGGGCGGGCUGAUGGCUGUCUGAUUCAUGCUCCAAGUUGUUUGAUGCUGUGCAAAUGAUCAUGAGAAACUGCACUGCUUCUUCAACUUCCAAGUCCCUGUGUGGAAUUGGUGAGGUGGUUCUUAACCCCGACCCUGUGCUGAAUUUCUCCCCCCCGCCUUUUCUAUUCGGGAAUGCUCGAUUCUCUCCAUUCCACUCCUUGCCCACCUUAUGUUCUCAGUCUCCAGGCCACACUCCAGUCACUGUGACUGCAGACUAACAGUAGGUCGGGCACAGAAACAAUUUCUCGUUCUGUUUCAAUUAGGGAACUCUUUUUCGGAAGCCUGCUCCUGUUUAAUUUAUAAAAUAAAGCUGGCCUAAGGGGCAGGGCAUCUGUCCAAA
Molecule: messenger RNA, 748 nt
Organism: Stegostoma tigrinum
Lineage: Eukaryota; Metazoa; Chordata; Chondrichthyes; Orectolobiformes; Stegostomatidae
Product: trafficking protein particle complex subunit 1
Exons: 3
Coding region: 54-380 (108 amino acids)
Biological process (GO): endoplasmic reticulum to Golgi vesicle-mediated transport
Cellular component (GO): TRAPP complex
Source: RefSeq, a predicted model, not a curated record